Messenger RNA from Magnolia sinica, 844 nucleotides. RefSeq lists its product as uncharacterized. The transcript has a single exon. The coding region runs from base 44 to 652 and encodes 202 amino acids. Lineage: Eukaryota; Viridiplantae; Streptophyta; Magnoliopsida; Magnoliales; Magnoliaceae. The record is from RefSeq and is a predicted model, not a curated record.
CUCAAAAGAGAGAGAGAGAGAGAGAAAAGAGGAGAAGGCAGCCAUGAAGAAUCUCUAUAGGAAAGGCAAGGUCCAUCCCUCACCAUCACAUGUGGCCCCCCAUCAAACAGACCCGAUUCUCUCCCUCCUCUGCAACCUUCCAUCCACCAUCCUAACCCUCACAGCAGCUCUUCUCCCAGAAGACAGGCAAGUUCUUGCAUACCUUCUCAACAACAACAACAACAACUACAACAACAACAACAGCAACAGAAAAAACAAUAACAACAACAACAAUAAAAAGAAAACCCCAGAAGAGAAAAGAGGAGAACACCCUCCUCUCUUCGAUUGUAGCUGUUUCAGAUGCUAUAUGAGCUUUUGGGUGAGGUGGGAUUCUUCCCCAAAUCGUCAGUUGAUUCAUGAAAUCUUAGAAGCCUUUGAAGACAGCUUGCAGAAAGCACCCAAGCAGAAAAAACAGCAGCAGCAGAAGAGAAAGGGAAGAAGAGGUGACGCUGAUGGAAGUAGUAGUGAUGUUUCUGGGGAGAUUUUGAAGGAUAGCUGUUUGGACUGUGAGGAUCAUCUUGAGGGUGUUGGGAUUGAUGAAGAAGAAAAGAGCACCGUUGGAAGGUUUGUUAGUUUUAUUGGAGAGAGGAUUUGGGGUGUGUGGAAUCAAUAAGGUGGGCCUCUUUUUUCUUUUCUUCUCUCUCUUUUUUGUCUGUAUGAUAUACUCAAGAAGGGGUUUUUUUUUAUUUUAUUUUGUGGAACUUUUGAGGGGAUAGAUGUCAUCUUUUCUUUAGAACUGAUAUUUACAACCCAUAGUACACCGCAAGUUUUAUAUGGAUGAUAUACUCUUUUUGUUUCAACUUUC